CUCUAUUCCAUAUCGUCGUACUUGAGGGCAACAGAAUCCCAUCCCAAUAGCUAUUCCCGGGCAAUAUAAUACAUUAGAUCACAUUCGGAUUGUAGAUCACUCAAGUCGCAACACCAUGGCCCCCAUGUCGUCGGACAAGAUCGUCUUCACAUACGACAAAAAGGCCAAAGAGAAGGUCCGAAAAUGUGGGGCAAGCGGGAAACGAAAGGCCGUGCAGCUGGGCGAGGGAGCCCAGGUGUUCUCGGCCGUCAUCCAUUUCAAUCCGACUUACGGUCAAUUAGAUGGAGCCGUCCACGUACCGGACGGCCAAAGCAUUCCCGACGUGAAUCGUUUUCUGGCGGAACUCGUCGAUGGGAUGCACGGUUGUGGACGCCGACGCCGGGUUUCACGCCGUCGACGAAAGAGGUUAACGUCCGAACCUGGUCAAAGUCCGGCGGAGAUCGGCGACAGCAUCGAAGUGGGGGAGGUCGGAAGCAACCUGCGGGGAACGCCCGAUACCGUGGGAGACGAAGACGCAACGGCGAAGGAAGUCACAAGUGGGGAAGCGGAUGCCCCAUACGAAGUCGAGGCCGAUGACGGCGGCGCCGCUGUUUUUUGCGGCACCGUGUCGGGCUUCCAGCAAGACGAGGCUGAUGUAGGCGAACCCCCCAGCAACCCAGCAAAACAUGAACAACGGACGGAUUUAGCACCACUCAACCACGAUGUCGAGGGCAUUAUGGGGGACUUUAUCAUGAGCGACGCUGACACUGCUGGUUCGAUCAACGCGGUUGAAGGAGGUUCCUUCCUCGGGCUACCUGAGAUCGACUUGCGCGACCUCUUCGAGAUGGAAGCUUGCGCUUCUAAGUUUCUGCCAGUUGAUGACAGCGAGCUGGGUA
Molecule: messenger RNA, 875 nt
Organism: Colletotrichum godetiae
Lineage: Eukaryota; Fungi; Ascomycota; Sordariomycetes; Glomerellales; Glomerellaceae
Exons: 2
Source: RefSeq, a predicted model, not a curated record